Drosophila takahashii is the source of this 1022-nucleotide messenger RNA. RefSeq lists its product as uncharacterized. Lineage: Eukaryota; Metazoa; Arthropoda; Insecta; Diptera; Drosophilidae. The record is from RefSeq and is a predicted model, not a curated record.
AUGCGUGAAGUACGACAUGUUUGAUAUGUGUGAAUAACUCUCCUCCCCAGAAGAUUCGCAUGAAUGUCAUUAAGCAAAAGGAUCUUCCGUCUCCAGCGGGGGUUACCAAGAACAAGAAUAUACGCAUAAUCUCGUUGACUGAUUUCAAGAAGCUCUGCGGAUCAGACAAUCAAACAAAGUCCCUACAAAAAAUACCCGCAUCGUUGGCAAGCUCUGGAAUGGUACGCCAGCUACCCGAUGGCACCAAGCUAGUCAACAUGCGCCAGCUGCAGGCUCGACAGCUAAAGCUCCCGUCCCUGCAAAGACCCUUGGAGCCCACCACCAUAUUAGAAGAGUCCCAGGGUCUGAACGAACCCGUGGCCCUACCUACACUGCCCGCGAACCAUCCCGCGUCCAGUAGUUCGCUCAGGGGACAAGUAGGCACCGUGCAAACGAUACAGCUGCGUCCUUCACUUUCGGCAGGAUCUGGACAGGUGCCAACGAACAACGGGGUGACAGCCGGCAAACCAUUUGUUAGUGCGACAAAGCUGACCUCGGCGAAAUCUCCGAACGUGAUGCCAAUCCUAACGUCUUCCGAGAUUUGUCGUCAGCUGCAUGAGCUGCGGCGCCAAAACGAAGAACUGCGCCGGCGGGCAGACUCCUUUCAGCGGGAGAAAGAGGAGAUGCUGAGGCGCAUCGACCGCCUGGAGCAGAUGGUGUUGGUUCGAGAGUCUGAGGCGGACAUGGAUUUCGGGGACGACGGUUAACUAGAGCUAAGAUAGGAUUAUUGUACAUACGUUAAGGUACGUUUAAGGAAAAGUUAUUCAUAUACCGAUAAGUGCAUUCGUUAACCGCUCAGUAAGCGGAGGAUUUCAUAACAUUUUAUAUCAGAACCGUAUUAACACAAACGUUAAAAGUAACUGCAACAAAUUCUAACUGCUGACUGCAGGUUAGGACAGUUAGCUAUCUACCUUAAAAUGCAUUUUUAGUUGACUAUUAAGAACCGAUUUUGCAUAAUUUAAUAAAUCUUUUAAAAAAACUAA